AAAAAAAAAUUGGUUUGUUAAUGGCCUUCAACCAUUCAGCCCAACAAUUAAUGUCCAAAUUUCCGAUGUGACGCGACCGACGACGCCGAAAUUUCCGAUGGUCCCGAACUUUUUGUUCGCGGUGAUUCGCUAUUGCCUCAUAGCGAUGUUGACGACAUUCCGGGUGGGCUUCUUGUUUCUGAGGGUGCAUUCGUGCCACCUGAAACUCCACAGCCUCUGAAUGAUGUGAUGGACCCGAAAGGUGAAGGUUCUGUGGUAAUUGAAGUGGGUCUUGCUGGGAUUCACCAGUGUAUGCCAUCUGUUGCUCAUAUGGGUCUAUUGUCUGAUGCUCCACCAGAUCAAUGGGCGAAAAAAGUUGCUGAAAUUCUAGUGCAAAGUCUUGUUUUUGUCUAUGGAGAUUCAUUCAAGAUUGAAGCACUUGGUGUUUUUGCUCCAUUUGUGGCACAUGAGUCCAGAGGACUACAUGCUCUCCACCCGUUUGUUGAAAUGCAACACUCAAGGGCGUUAUGCCAUGGUAAUGCAAUUCUUGGUUUUGAUCUUAGCUACUAUAUGGGCAUUCGCGACAAAGGUGGUGGAUUUGAAGUUCAAUUUAGGGUCCAUGAUUAUGGUUGUGUUAAUAAUUUUGAGUUGUUCUACCAUAUGGGAAUUCGUGACAAAGGGGGAGGCUUCAUAGGUUGAAUUGUAUUGUGUUUUGAGUAAUAAAAA
This is a messenger RNA of Prunus dulcis (almond), 705 nucleotides long. RefSeq lists its product as uncharacterized. The transcript has 2 exons. NCBI's taxonomy places the organism in Eukaryota, Viridiplantae, Streptophyta, Magnoliopsida, Rosales, Rosaceae. The record is from RefSeq and is a predicted model, not a curated record. The coding region runs from base 229 to 678 and encodes 149 amino acids.